Messenger RNA from Menidia menidia (Atlantic silverside), 2000 nucleotides. Lineage: Eukaryota; Metazoa; Chordata; Actinopteri; Atheriniformes; Atherinopsidae. The record is from the annotation of a GenBank genome assembly.
CGCAUCUUAUGUAAGUUGUGAACGCCUUGUCACCACCCCCGUCUCUUCAUAAUGGUACAGUCGGCCGUUCUGUCAACUUGAAAUCGCACAUUUCAAGGGCAGUUUCUGACCAGCGUGUCUGCUCUGUCCUGGCUAAACACUGACAACUGUUAGAAACAUGCUGUGCAGAGUUGGUCAAAUACGCAGGUGUGCAGCAAGCAUCAGCCAAACCAUUAAUCAGAUAUCGGCGUCAAGGCAGAAGCACACCCUCCCUGACCUGACGUACGACUAUGGCGCCCUGGAGCCCCACAUCAGUGCAGAGAUAAUGCAGCUGCACCACAGCAAGCACCACGCCACAUAUGUCAACAACCUCAACGUUACAGAGGAGAAGUAUCAGGAGGCACUUGCAAAAGGAGAUGUGACUGCACAGGUUGCCCUCCAGCCGGCUCUGAAGUUUAACGGUGGAGGCCACAUUAACCACACUAUCUUCUGGACAAACCUUUCUCCAAAUAGUGGAGGCGAACCACAAGGGGAGCUCAUGGAGGCCAUUCAGCGGGACUUUGGCUCCUUUCAGAAGAUGAAGGAGAAGAUGUCUGCUGCUACCGUGGCAGUUCAGGGCUCAGGCUGGGGUUGGCUGGGUUAUGACAAAGAGAGUGGUAGACUUCGCAUUGCUGCCUGUGCUAAUCAGGAUCCCCUACACGGUACAACAGGUCUCAUCCCCCUUCUCGGUAUUGACGUAUGGGAACAUGCUUACUAUCUUCAGUACAAAAAUGUGCGUCCUGACUAUGUGAAGGCUAUCUGGAAUGUAAUCAACUGGGAGAACGUGAGCGAGCGUCUUCAGACUGCUAAGAAGUAGAACCUGAUCAUCAUGUAUACUCUACUGCACCUUUCUCAUGACCUGGAUCCAACAGUGGUUGCAAAUAAUUUUUGUUUAAAGAUUUAAAGCUCAAACUUUGAAAUGGUCAGUGUCAUUUUUUUUUUUUUUUUUUUUUUUUUUUUUUUUUUUUAACAAACAAGAUACAUCUUGCUGUGAUACAAAUAAUUUUGCUUGUGAAGGGCAGAACUACACUGGUUGACACUAUGGAAGUUAUUUGCAAAUGCUUUUUUUAUCUCAGGUCUGCUCCCAACCACCUGACUUCUGUCGAAGCGCACAAAAAAAAUGUCCACCUUUGAAAUACAGCUGGCUUUUGUUAUCCACACACAGUUAAUGCCUGCAGUAGUUGGAAAGUAUAUUGAGUAAGCUGUCUGAUUUCCAUUACAACAGGAUCAGAUAUUGUCGUUACAGUACAUGUUUUUGAUGUAAUGUAAUAAAGUUAUAAGAUUUCAGUUGUUUUAGCUUGAUUCUUUAUUCUUCUGCUCCUUUUUAGCAACAGAUGUUCCGAGUUGUCUUUUGUAGCAGCUCCCAGAAAGAUGUGGUACAAAAAUAGAAAAAAUAAUUAGAACUGAAAAUAAAAUUAAAGUAAAAUCUUCUGUUUUCUUUCUUUUUGAUAAAAGGUCUUGGAUAGGAUAAGACAUGGAUCAGUCAUGCACUCAUGGCACCUUCUUAAUAUCUUGCCAGAGUCUCUUGCAUGAACUAAACCUGGGAGAAUGAUGAAGACAUCAGCGUUGAAUUCUGGGAUGUAGUGGGGCUGAACGAUGUUUGCAGCUGAUUGAUGGCAUCUUAUGGGAUGAACAUAAGGAAUUUUACCCAUCCCAGGAAGGUUUAAUUAUACUUUGACAUGACAACUUUACAGACCGGGUAAACGCCUUUGUCACGUCAGUAUAGAUUGUCUUUUUUUUUUUUUUUUCUGGCAGGGGAUUUUCUUUGUUUUGUUAGUUAAAGCUUAUUGUCAGUGUCAUGACCAAAUGUUUCCCUCCACAACAUUACAUCAUCCCAAGAUGAUCAGUCCAGCUGCAAGAUGAGCUUGACUGAAAGUUUUUUCUUUUACAUUUUCUUUUAAAAACCCAUACAUCUCCACAAACCUCAUGAAUCCUCAUGAUUUUUAACCUUAUCUUGUAAAGAUACCACCUGGCGUCCAUUU